AUGAGGUGCUCAUUUCUGUCUGCUGCUCUAGCAGCCUCGGCCUUUCUCGGCCCCUUUUCGGCCAUUUCUAUCCUCCUGGGCAACGAUGACGGCUUUGGAAGUGCUCAAAUUCGAGAAUUCUACCGCUUGUUGAAGGAGAGCGGCCACCAAGUUGUCAUGGUAGCCCCGGCUGACAACGAGAGUAGCCAGGGUGGUCGAUCUGUCUUCACGACCAACAAUUCAACCUCAACCCCCCCCGGUGCACCAUCGCUUGGUCGGGACCCUAACGACGCAGACAUCUGGUACUACAACGGCACGGCAGCGGCAUGCACCUUUGUUGCGCUCGACUACGUCCUUCCCAACUUCUAUUCCAAUCGAUCUAUUGAUCUCUACGUGGACGGCCCGAACUUCGGUCUCAACCAGGGCUACUUUUUUUAUACGUUGUCCGGGACUAUUGGUGGUACAUUUGCUGCAAUCCAGCGAAACAUUCCAGGAGUCGCCUUCUCCGGAGGCGACAGCGAGCAGCGUUCUUACGCGUGGAUCAACAAAACCACGGCCUCUGGCUACCCUGACCCGGCUACAAUUCAAGCCCAGCUGGCCACCAACCUUGCCAACCAGCUAGUCAAUAGCUCUCAGGGUGCCAGGCCGCUGAUGUCUGCUGGCUUCGGACUCAACGUCAACACCCCCGUCAUCACUUCGCCGACCAAUGACUCCUGCGUGAACCCUCCAUCCAUCCAGACACGGCUGGGCGGCGGUGCCACGACCGACAAAGCUAUCCUGAUCACGGACGGCAACAACGUCUGCAUCAACGGCAACUGCGCCUUGCCCGGUGAGACUCCCGUCGUGGACAACGGAUGCUAUGGUUCAGUGUCCGUCUUCUCGAUUGACUAUGAUGCUCCUAUGGGACCGGCGCAGCACGGUCUCCGAGCGGCGUUGCAACCGUUGGUGGCGUACGAGAACCCGGAUGCGAAGAUGAUGCUGAAGGCGAGAGAGUCGAUGAGUAGGGAGGAUGCUGCUGCACGACACCCUCUUCGCCAAGCAUGA
Cladophialophora bantiana CBS 173.52 is the source of this 1023-nucleotide messenger RNA. RefSeq names its product 5'/3'-nucleotidase SurE. Gene Ontology annotation, molecular function: nucleotidase activity. The record is from RefSeq and is a predicted model, not a curated record. The transcript is spliced from 6 exons. Bases 1 to 1023 code for a protein of 340 amino acids. Lineage: Eukaryota; Fungi; Ascomycota; Eurotiomycetes; Chaetothyriales; Herpotrichiellaceae.